AUGCUUGAAUGUUCCAAGUUGAACUUUAAACAGAAGGAUUUCUUUCAGCUGAAAGAAGUCGAAAGACUUUGCCACAAAGAAAAAGGAAUCAACGCCAUGUCUGUGAAAGAUGUUCUCAUGAGUCUUGUUCAUGACGGAAUGGUAGAUACGGAAAAAAUUGGAACUUGCGUCUACUUCUGGGCAUUUCCAAACAAAGCGACACAGAAGCAUAAAGGUACUAUCCAGAAACUAAAAGAGAAUCUUGCUUUCACUAAGGCACAAAGUGUAAAAUUGAAGGCAGCUCUUAAUGAGGCUAGUUCAGUGCGAGAAGACACGGACGAGCGCCGUAAGGUGUUGGAUGAGCUGGAAGUUAAGCGGGCUUUACUCAGUCAACUUAACGCCGAACUAAAAAGUUUGCGGAGAUUGGAUCCUAGCCGUUUGAAAUCACUCGAAACAGAGCAGCAGGUAGCUUUGGAUGCUGCCAAUCGAUGGACAGAUAAUGUGUUCGUCAUCCAAUCGUGGCUUACCAAGAAAUUUCCCAUAGAUGAAUCCACCUUUCGAAAACAGUUCAAUAUCCCGGAGAAUUUGGACUACGUCGAGUAG
Echinostoma caproni is the source of this 582-nucleotide messenger RNA. The record is from the annotation of a GenBank genome assembly. Lineage: Eukaryota; Metazoa; Platyhelminthes; Trematoda; Plagiorchiida; Echinostomatidae.